AUCAGCCAAUCGUGCACGCCGCCCAACAAUAACAAAUCGUCUUCGACAAAAACUUUAUGCAGUCCAUCGUGUAGCUCGGAUAAAGUUCAAGUUUACAAAAAUUUCUUCGCUUGGGACGUGUUACUUCUAAUUCAAUUUAAAUCAGCUUUGUCCAUGAUGAACAUCGUUCAAAAAAGUUUCAUUCCUGGUAGAAUUUCGCUGCUAAGUUUAGCACGGUUGGAUUUGUUCAGUCCCGCCACGGCAUACUCUACAAAACCAGAACCAGCUGUUACACCGAAAGCUCCAGCACAAACACGCAAUGCCAAUCCGGUUGUUGGCGGUGCAGAACGUAAAAGUAUGAUUCCUCCGGAGUAUCGUUUCGUGUAUCAAGAGUUUCUGCCGGAUCCCAAAGUCGAAUGGCGCAACCCAAUUCGGGAGAAACUUGAACGUUUAGAUAUGUUGGACCGUCGCUCGAAUGUUGACAUUCCUGAGUUCUAUGUGGGAUCGGUGGUCGCGGUGACCUCAUCGGAUGUGCACGCAGAAGGAAAAACUUCCCGUUUCGUAGGCAUUUGUAUUGUUCGUGAAAAGUGUGGACUCAGGGCCCGGUUCAUACUGCGAAAUGUGAUUGAUAAUCAAGGAAUUGAAAUCAGCUACGAUCUGUACGAUCCGACUUUGCUGAAGAUUGAGGUGUUACGGUUGGAGAAACGUUUGGACGAUAAUUUGCUUUACCUAAGGGACGCCCUGGAUGAGUACAGUACAUUCGAUUUGAACAUGGAGCCAGAGCUGCUUCCCGAGGGUGCCCCAGUUCCGGUGAACGAUAUGAAGGUGACGCUGAAGCCUCGACCCUGGUAUGCUCGCUGGGAGCGGCACAAUUUGCAGGGUGUUGCCAAUAUAGACGAGUAUACCAACGAGAAGAGACGGGUAAAGGCCGAGCGGCUGGCUACUCCUUGGGAACGUUUUGAUUUGAUGAAGAAAUAUAGGCGAACCAUACCGGAGGAAGAGCAGAAGGAGAUAUUCGCAGAGGUGUACUCCCAGCUGCACCAGCAAGAACUGGCCCGUAAGAAGAUGAAGAGGAAGCGUACCUUUGUCAAACCGACGAAACUAGCGUAAUGAUUGAUUUGAUAAUAUAGUAUAUCCAGUAUAA
This is a messenger RNA of Wyeomyia smithii (pitcher-plant mosquito), 1123 nucleotides long. RefSeq names its product 39S ribosomal protein L19, mitochondrial (gene mRpL19). Gene Ontology annotation, biological process: translation. Gene Ontology annotation, molecular function: structural constituent of ribosome. NCBI's taxonomy places the organism in Eukaryota, Metazoa, Arthropoda, Insecta, Diptera, Culicidae. The transcript is spliced from 2 exons. The record is from RefSeq and is a predicted model, not a curated record. Gene Ontology annotation, cellular component: mitochondrial large ribosomal subunit; ribosome. Bases 154 to 1089 code for a protein of 311 amino acids.